Molecule: messenger RNA, 3897 nt
Organism: Schistosoma guineensis
Lineage: Eukaryota; Metazoa; Platyhelminthes; Trematoda; Strigeidida; Schistosomatidae
Source: the annotation of a GenBank genome assembly
GUUAGAACUAGCAAAUCUUUGAGUGCCGGGAGACGGUAUCGCGUUUUUGUAUUUGUCUACAUGAGUUAAUUUUUACUGUAGAAAUUCUGAAUUAUAUUAAUUAUCAACUUGACUGUUGUCAUUUUAGAUUGGGGGUAACUCUUAUGGUGUUAGUUGAGAUUUACAGAUUCCAUUACAAGCUUUCUAAAACUGUCAGUCAGUUAUCAGCAACAAAAAAUUACAGUCUAUAAGUCUACAUUGGAUAUAGUAGUAAAAUAUGCGUUAUCGAUACGAUGCGUUACAUAUAUGGAACUUGUGUGUUCCAUCUUAGAGCUGGAACUUUAUCGUAUACGAUAUAUUGAUUACAUGUCAUCAAUACGACAAAUGUCGUGGGCUAAAUAUAAUAUAAAGUUCUUUGGUGUAUACUACUCAGAGUAAAAAUUUAAAUGAUUAUAAAGAUUGGUAGAAGCUACACAUUUGUUUAAGGGGGAGGUAGAUGAAUUUGAGACUAAUAUCCAGAUUGUGUAACGCAAAAGAAGCAUAUCACACUGGUUGUUUUGGUAUAUGGUCGUUAUGCUUGACAAGGCGUCUCUAGUUGUCUGUAUCUGCUAGAACUAAACCGACCAAUGCCACCAUUAGACGUCUAUAGCUGUUUCUUUCGAGGAUUUAUUUGUCAACGCAAUCUACAGGGUCAUUCGAUUUUGAGCGUUUCAAAUUAUUAGGCUCGUGUUUGUAUAUCACUAGGAUUGGUUUGUCCGGUUUAUUCUAAAAUAAGUUUGCUAUUUUAAAGAACGACGAACCAAGUGUCACUCUUUACAAUGCUUCCAUGAAUAAAUCACCCACAGGCAUGGGUAAAUUUAAAAACUGAACAUAUUGAGGUUCAUUUUUGUCCAAUAGUUAAUUGAUUUGUUAAACAGAUGAGACUAAUAUGAAAGCAAUAUUUCCGUGAUGUUUGUAGGAGUUGUUUUGCAUUUGAUUGAAAAAGUCACCUUACCAGACUCUUAAAUGUCUUUAUAGAUGCAGCGUAGACACUAAAUAAUGGUAGCUAAUUGCAAGUUGUCCUCCUACGUCGGAAACUAGAUUUACUUUGAUGCGUUACCAGGCAUGCUAAACUGACGUGGUAAAUAGUCCGUCAUCGGUAUCCGCGCUUAGAGAUAAAACGUGACGGUAUAAUGCAUACAGGCAUUGUAACUUUUCAGACUGAUAGUCAGUUAUCCAUUCGCAACGUAGAGCCUGGUACGUAUGCACAUUGGCUCAUGGUGCCGUGGCCCAUUAGCAAAGAGAGGUAAAAUCGUCAGGCCAAAUUCCAUAAUUUUUGAGUGGUAACAGUUGGAGUUUCUGGAUUAGUUUUAAAUAAACAUUUUAGUCUGCACAGUCAUUCUAACCUUGCUUAGGAGGCUUACAUAUUUUCCUAAAAUGACAUACUGGUUUGUUCUUUGAUAGAGAAUUUGCGGCGACCAUUAAAUUACUAACAGAUGGGUGGUGAUAAAAACCCGUUGUUUGAAUGGUCAGAUGAGUCAGAUAUGUUGUCGAAAUACUCAACUCUCUGUUAUAGCUAAGGUAAUUAAAUACGACUUUUCUACUGUCUUACAUUUUCGAAGCUUAGAAAAGAAGAUUAGUUGUUUUCAUUAGAUGACAAAAUACUUAGUUUACAUUUUUUCACGAAGUUCAUAAAAUAAACAUUUUAAUGUUUCAUCACUACUAUGAACUGUCAGUGUUUUUCAAUCACUAGUUUGACUUGUAUUUUUUUAUAUAACUACCUCUUGACGUGUGGUAAUUGUCUACUUUGAGCCAUAUUUUUAAAAGUAAUUAUUGAGGUUUGUUUGACAUUACUUAUUGAUACUUACAUUUCUAAAAUUUAGGGUUCAGGUUUUGUGUCAGAUAAACUUCUAUUACGUGUAAGUAAAUAGUUUCAAUUAUUCUACACGUGUAAAAACAGAAUGUCAAAAGUUUAUUUGAUCGAUUUUAUGUGACUGGAUCUCUUUACGUUAUCGUAUUGACAUGAAUGAUUUUCAGAAGUUAUUAUUAAUUUUUGGUGGAUUUGUUUCGUAUAUGCUGGCUGAUGGAUACACUUACUCUAUGGGUAUAUUAUAUUCGGAGCUCAUGAGUGCUUUCCAUCUUAGUAGUGUUGAAACUGCCACCCUACCUGGAAUGAUUUUCUCAAUGCCUCAAUUUUUUGCACCCUUUCUGUGUCCACUACUUGACACUUAUGGGUUUUCGUCAGGUUCUGCAUGGGGUGCACUGUUAAUGUGGGUCGGAUGCUUUGUUUCCUCAUUUGCGAACAGCUUUCACAUUUUAUACUUGACUCUGGGCAUAUUGACCAGUAUUGGACUUCAGUUGACAUAUUUAUCUGCACUGAUGUCAGUUACUGCCCAAUUCGAGAACAGUUCAUAUUUUGGUUUAGCCAUAGGACUCACUAUGUGUGGUUCAGGUGUUGGUGCAUUUGGGUCGAAUUACCUUCUUUCUUGGUUCCUAAGUAUUUGGAAUUGGCGUGAGGUGUUAUUGAUCGAGUCCGCCAUACUUCUGAACAUUUUGGUUACAGCAUCGUGUUCUCAUCAUUUAGAUGCAGAACUAAACGCUAUAACAUUAGUGAAACAUGAGCUGAGUUAUCCUGACGGUAUAGAAGAUACAAACCAUCAGAACAAGUAUCCUUCUGAAGCAGAUUUUGCCAGUGAUUGCUCAAUAACUAAAUACUUUUUGAAUUCAAUUCCACUUUGUUUAUGUAUUCCAUCGUUAUUCCGCUUUCGAAAUUAUCGUCUACUUUUAUCUCAUUCAAAUAUUAUAAAGACCAAUGCUGAAAAUAGUGAUUAUGAUAUCGUCAAUAAAGAAAGAAUAAAUGGAAUAAGAUUUUCAUUUGGAUGCCCACAAUUUUUACAAGAAUUCACUUCAAAUUUUAAAAAGUUAUUUUCACCGAAAUUAUGGAAAAAUCCUAAUUUUUUAUUUUAUGUAAUAGCUAAUGGUAUAGCUGGUGCUGGAGUUGUCAUACCAUGGACAUUUAUUUACGAUCAUGUUCUAACUACUCUGUCUUAUUUGAAUGCUCAAAAUUCAAUUGGAGAUAUAAACAAUCAAGAUAUUUCCUGGCUUCCAUCUUUAAUUGGAUUCGGAUUGCUAUUUGGUCAAUUGUUUUAUGGUUUGGUAACUUCUCAGUUUGGUGACAUAGGUACAUGUUGUAAAAAUAACAAUCAAGAUUGCAAAGUUGAAAAUGGUAGCUCUUGUUGUCAACCAAAUUGUUUUCAGUCCGUCAAUAAAAAAUGUUCAUCGUCAAAGUAUAAAUUUCAUUUAGUAAUCUUCCUGAUAACACUUCUUUUAAAUAGUUCAUGUACACUAACUAUAGCUUUAGUCCCAUUAUGGUCUGUUCAAAGUGAGUUAAAGCACUUCGAAUUAUUCUCGCAUCAAGAAGGAAAACUAUUAGCGUUGGCUUGUUUUUUUGUUGGCGUAUCAAAUGGUGGAUUGUACGUCAUGUUUCCACAGUUAAUCAUUGAUAUUGUUGGUACUGAAUUAUGGUCUUCUGGACUUGGCGUAUUUUUAACUUUUAAUGGUCUUAUGAAUUUGUGUGGAACUAAUAUUGGAGUCACCACUUAAACAUUGCGAUAGGCAGUUGCGACAAUAACACCAGGCUCAGAGAUAUCAACUGCGGUUGGAAACAGUGAAAAUGUCCAUGAUAACUUUAAAUAGCUAAUGUGAGUAGUUACAGAAAGGCAAAAUAUAUGACACUAGAGGUUCAUAUCAAAUGGCACUUUUAAUCGCCGCAUUUCUGCCGCUAUUCGCUUUUCUUUUGGUCGUCAUGAAGGAGAUAUUCACGUGGUUAAUAAAGAGUUCUACAUUAUCUGCCAAUUCUGAUUCACUGCAAAGACAAAUUUAAAUGAUAUUUAUGCUAAGAAUUCAAAUGACGUUUUAUUAAAAUCCCUUUUUUAGCGC